Molecule: messenger RNA, 604 nt
Organism: Westerdykella ornata
Lineage: Eukaryota; Fungi; Ascomycota; Dothideomycetes; Pleosporales; Sporormiaceae
Exons: 1
Coding region: 65-394 (109 amino acids)
Source: RefSeq, a predicted model, not a curated record
CUUUGGAUUCUUUGUGACGUUAUGGCUCAGCCUUAGCCCACGCCCGCCCCUUGUAGCCAAUGAUAUGCCCCAGACGCGGGAAAUGGAGAACCAAUGGCAGCGUGGCGGUCGAUAUACAAACCUGCUUCACCCGAAACCUCCAUAUCCUGGGCUUCGCCAUUCAUUGCUUCCAUGUUGUUCCCGCCUACGGCCAGUGCCGGCACCCGCUGCAUUGCGCUGUGGCUCUUUCUCUCCACCAAGGGAGGGGGGCCCAGGCGUCCUUUUUCGAAGUAGGAGAACGCUCGGACGGACGUUAAACGUCAUGCCAACGGCCCAUUCUCGUCCCAGCACAACGAGUAAUCUCGUUCCACGUCCAAGAAAUAAGACACCGGGAAAUCCCCAGGAAUUCUUGUGACUCUUCACACCAUAGUAGCACCAUCAUUCUCACAAACCAAAAAUCUGCAUAGUAACAACUCGAUCAGCAAUUAUUGCUCGCCUGAGAUAUCACCACACCCAGCACACCACUCGCCAAGCAUAUUCCGAAUACCGGCUAUACCACAGUAGUACACUUCCACUGCAUAUACAGUACCCAUCCCCCGCAUAUCUCAUCAGCCCCGCGCGAGAA